AUGCCUCGACGAUUCCAUUCACCCCCAAGACAACUGCCAGACAUAAUCCCCGAUCAUGGUCAAUUAGAUCUACAAGUCAUUUCUAUUCUCCCUUCCCUUCUUCUCACAGCUGAAAACAACGUGGACGACGAUACUGAUGAUACUGCUGUCCCAUUAGAGCCUCUAGUCUUCACCAUGGAAGUUGAGCCUGCUGACAUGACGCGCGAUGAUACUCUUCAAUUUGUGUUGCAACCUCCUCCUCCUCCUCCUCACCCAAUGCAUCCAGAAUUAAUGGCUCCUGGCUAUGUAGUCGAAAAUGACAUGGACAACCAAGGUGAAGGCACUAGUGUGCCAUUGCAAGCUUUGUUAUCUACUAUGACGAUUGAGGAUAUUGACAUAACGCAUGACGAUGGUUCCCAAGUCGAAAUGCAGCCUCAUCCUCCUCCAGAUUCCCCCUUUCCGCAGAGCAGAAACGGUGGCAUCUGUUGA
Lobosporangium transversale is the source of this 468-nucleotide messenger RNA. RefSeq lists its product as hypothetical. Bases 1 to 468 code for a protein of 155 amino acids. The record is from RefSeq and is a predicted model, not a curated record. NCBI's taxonomy places the organism in Eukaryota, Fungi, Mortierellomycota, Mortierellomycetes, Mortierellales, Mortierellaceae. The transcript has a single exon.